AUGGACGUAGGAGGAGAAGACGAAAGCGAUCUCCAGGUAGAUGACCUUGUGGUUGAAGACGAUUCCAUGGACGAUCUCAUCAGAGACCGAUUCAGACUCACCGCGAUCUCAAUUGCCGAAGCCGAGGCGAAGAAAAAUGGAAUGGAGAUAGCAGGAUCUGUCGUCUCUUGUUUGGCAGAUUUAGCCUUCAAAUAUGCAGAAAACGUAGCAAAGGACCUUGAACUCUUUGCUCAUCACGCUGGACGCAAAGUUGUGAACAUGGACGAUGUUGUUCUCACCGCACACAGAAACGAUAACUUAGCAGCGUCUUUGAGGUUAAUGUGCAAUGAGCUAAAGGCAAAAGUGCCACAUUCUGAGAGGAAACGGAAGAAAGGAUCAACCAGAAAAGAAGACAAAGCCAGUAGUAGCAAUCCUGUUCGCAUCACCGAUCUUUAA
Microthlaspi erraticum is the source of this 435-nucleotide messenger RNA. Lineage: Eukaryota; Viridiplantae; Streptophyta; Magnoliopsida; Brassicales; Brassicaceae. The record is from the annotation of a GenBank genome assembly.